GUGUUAUGUUUGUAUGUUAUCCACAAAACAAGACACCUGUACACAAAAUCUUAUUUUAUUUUAUUUCUUUAUAAGAUAAUCAAAACAUAAAUACUUUCUGUAUUUAGACACUACUCUGACACAUAUUGCAACAAAGUAACAAUAACAAAUCUACAAAAUUAUACAAUGACAAACAGUUUGUUCGACAGAUAACAAUUGUAUAGGAUAAAUUGAUACAAUACAUUUUUUUUUGUAUAUACACACUAUAUAUACAAAAGUAUGUGGACACCCCUUCAAAUUAGUGGAUUUGGCUAUUUCAGCAACACCCGUUGCUAACAAGUGUACAUCAAGCACACAGCCAUGCAAUCUCCAUAGACAAACAUUGGCAGUAGAAUGGCCUUACUGAUGAGCUCAGUGACUUUCAAUGUGGCACCGUCAUAGGAUGCCACCUUUCCAACGAGUCAGUUAAUCAAAUGUCUGCCCUGCUAGAGCUGCCCCGGUCAUCUGUAAGUGCUGAUAUUGUGAAGUGGAAAUCUCUGGGAGCAACAACGGCAAAGCCGCCAAGUGAUAGGCCACACAAGCUCACAGAACGAGACUGCCGAGUGCUGAAGCGUGUAGCAUGUUAAAAAUAGUCGGUCCUCGGUCGUAACACUCACUAGCGAGUUCCAAACUACUUCUGGAAGCAACGUCAGCAAAAGGACAGUUCGUCGAGAGCUUAAUGAAAUGGGUUUACAUGGCUGAACAGCCGCACACAAGCCUAAGAUCACCAUGGGAAAUGCCAAGCGUCAGCUGGAGUGGUGUAAAGCUAGCCGCCAUUGGACUCUGGAGCAGUGGAGAAGCGUUCUCUGGAGAUAUAAGUCACGCUUCACCAUUUGUCAGUCCGACGGACUAAUCUGGGUUUGGCGGAUUCCAGGAUAACGCUACCUGCCCGAAUGCAUAGAGCCAACUGUAAAGUUUGGUGGAGGAUGAAUAAUGGUCUGGGGCUGCUUUUCGUGGUUUGGGCUAGGCCCCUUAGUUCGAGUGAAAGGACAUCUUAAUGCUACAGCAUGCAAUGCUACAGCAUACAAACAUUCCAGACGAUUCUGGGCUUCCAACUUUGAGGCGACAGUUUGGGAAAAUCGCUUUCCUGUUUUAGCAUAACAAUGCCCCUGUGCACAAAGAGUGGUCCAAACAGAAAUGGUUUGUCGAGACCAGUGUGGAAGAACUUGACUGAAAUGGUCUUACAAUGCAAAAAGAAUCCUCCCGUCUUGUACCUCAAACCAUUUAAUCAAACCUCCUGUUCUUAUCUUAUUUACAUAGCUAACAGCAGCUCAAAAAACAUUCAGUGGUGUAUAAUAACCAGCCCUGCAGGUGGUGGAUGUAUUCAGUACUGCAGGUGGCGGAUGUAUUCAAUACUGCAGGUGGUGGAUGUAUUCAGUACUGCAGGUGGUGGAUGUAUUCAGCCCUGCAGGUGGUGGAUGUAUUCAGUACUGCAGGUGGCGGAUGUAUUCAAUACUGCAGGUGGUGGAUGUAUUCAGCCCUGCAGGUGGUGGAUAAAUUCAGUACUGCAGGUGGCGGAUGUAUUCAAUACUGCAGGUGGUGGAUGUAUUCAGUACUGUAUAAUAACCAGCCCUGCAGGUGGUGGAUGUAUUCAGUACUGUAUAAUAACCAGCCCUGCAGGUGGUGGAUGUAUUCAGUACUGCAGGUGGCGGAUGUAUUCAAUACUGCAGGUGGUGGAUGUAUUCAGUACUGCAGGUGGUGGAUGUAUUCAAUACUGCAGGUGGUGGAUGUAUUCAAUACUGCAGGUGGUGGAUGUAUUCAAUACUGCAGGUGGUGGAUGUAUUCAGCCCUGCAGGUGGCGGAUAAAUUCAGUACUGCAGGUGGUGGAUGUAUUCAGUAAUGCAGGUGGUGGAUGUAUUCAAUACUGCAGGUGGUGGAUGUAUUCAGUACUGCAGGUGGUGGAUGUAUUCAGUAAUGCAGGUGGUGGAUGUAUUCAAUACUGCAGGUGGUGGAUGUAUUCAGUACUGCAGGUGGUGGAUGUAUUCAGUACUGCAGGUGGUGGAUGUAUUCAGUACUGCAGGUGGUGGAUGUAUUCAAUACUGCAGGUGGUGGAGGUAUUCAGUACUGCAGGUGGUGGAUGUAUUCAGUACUGAAGGUGGUGGAUGUAUUCAGUACUGCAGGUGGUGGAUGUAUUCAGUACUGCAGGUGGUGGAUGUAUUCAGUACUGCAGGUGGUGGAUGUAUUCAGUACUGUAUAAUAACCAGCCCUGCAGGUGGAUGUAUUCAGUACUGCAGGUGGUGGAUGUAUUCAGUACUGCAGUUGGUGGAUGUAUACAGUAAUGUAUAAUAACCAGCCCUGCAAGUGGUGGAUGUAUUCAGUACUCCAGGUGAUGGAUGUAUUCAGCCUUGCAGGUGGUGGAUCUAUUCAGUACUGUAUUAUAACCAGCCCUGCAGGUGGUGGAUGUAUUCAGUACUGCAGGUGGUGGAUGUAUUCAGUACUGCAGGUGGUGGAUGUAUACAGUAAUGUAUAAUAACCAACCUUGCAAGUGGUGUAUGUAUUCAGUACUCCAGGUGAUGGAUGUAUUCAGCCCUGCAGGUGGUGGAUCUAUUCAGUACUGUAUUAUAACCAGCCCUGCAGGUGGUGGAUGUAUUCAGCCCUGCAGGUGGUGGAUGUAUUCAGCCCUGCAGGUGGUGGAUGUAUUCAGUACUGCAGAUGGUGGAUGUAUUCAGUACUGUAGGUGGUGGAUGUAUACAGUACUGUAUAAUAACCAGUCCUGCAGGUGGUGGGUUUAUUCUUCCAUCGGCCCUGGGUAUCUGGGAGAGCCUGAAGCCAUGAUCAGGGACAGAACAGACAGCUCUCCUUCUCUCUAUUCGAGUAUGGAGUGGGUUACCAAAGUUAUCAGGGGUAUAGUUCCCUACUGUUCUCAUGCAUUUUAGUGGGUUAAGGGGAUACGUUGUGUGCUUUAGUACAUAAUAUUAUGGUCAUAUGUUAUUUGGAAUAUAUAUAUAUAUAUAUAUAUAUGUACAGUU
Molecule: messenger RNA, 2987 nt
Organism: Oncorhynchus mykiss (rainbow trout)
Lineage: Eukaryota; Metazoa; Chordata; Actinopteri; Salmoniformes; Salmonidae
Source: RefSeq, a predicted model, not a curated record